AAGAUCUUGAAGAAUUCCUCCUCCUAUGCAAGAAUAAUAAUCUUGUGAAAUAAAUAAUUAAAUGGAAAGAGGGAUAUGGAAAACCAACGUUGAGAUGGCACCAACAUGUCCUCGCUGUGGUUCCAUCAAUACCAAGUUUUGUUACUACAACAACUAUAGUUUGACGCAGCCUAGGUACUUUUGCAAAGGUUGUAGAAGGUAUUGGACCAAAGGUGGUUCUUUGAGGAAUGUUCCCGUUGGUGGUGGCUGCAGGAAGAGCAGACGAGGUAAGUCGUCGUCUUCUUCAAUUCGUUCAUCAUCAACAGAUCAUCAUCAUGGCCUUAUUUCAAGAAAUUUGGGUCGUGGGAUUAAUAGUUUAAAUAAUCCCUCUAAUAAUAUUGAUCAAUCCACCACUUCCUUAGCACAAGGUGGUGAUCAUCAUGGUCCAAGUAUUGAUCUUGCUUUAGUCUAUGCAAAUUUCUUGAAUGAUUCCUCAAAACCACAACCCGAGGUCCAUCACCAGAACCUUGAACUUCCUGAAUUAUUGCCUAAUGAUCAUCAUCAAGCAGUCGUCGUCGGUCCAUCAUUCGUGUUUUCAGACAUGAUAAACAUGGAGUUUGCUAGUGAUUUAGGUCAAGAAACGCGAUUAAGCGAUGGAGAUGGUGUCUACUUUAGUGGGAUUGAUGAGAAGCAGCAAACAAUGCAGAAUGUUAUGAAUCAUAAUGAUGAUGUUCACUAUACGAACAUGAACAUGAAUGCUAAUAGUAGUAACAACGAAUUAGGCAAUUAUAUGCAGCUGCCUCCAUUGCCUUGUGAAGAAUUGGGAGCGUCAUCAGAAGGGAUGGCGUGGUCUAAUUCUCAUGAUGAUCAUCAUAUGGUAUUUACUAAUGAUAUUCUUAUAAAUACAAGUCAUUCAUCAACUGGAGGACUAGAACCAGAACCAGAACCAGAAAUAUUAGCAGCACAAGAUCCAAGUCAUCAUCACGCGAACGCUUAUGAUAGGAGCCUUUUCAGCUUGUCCAACUUUGGUAAUAUUUUCAGGCCUUGAAAAUCCAAAUGAGGUUUACUUUACUUCA
Nicotiana tabacum (common tobacco) is the source of this 1055-nucleotide messenger RNA. RefSeq lists its product as uncharacterized. Gene Ontology annotation, molecular function: DNA-binding transcription factor activity; DNA binding. Lineage: Eukaryota; Viridiplantae; Streptophyta; Magnoliopsida; Solanales; Solanaceae. The record is from RefSeq and is a predicted model, not a curated record. Gene Ontology annotation, biological process: regulation of DNA-templated transcription.